CCGAUACGCCGCCUGUCGACUGGGAUUUGCCCGUCCUUCGAGUUUGAAUUUUCUUUUUCUUCCCCACCGAAUAAUACGUCAAAAAAAAAAAAAAAAAGGAACGGAAAAUUUAGUUAGCAAUUUCGAGGUGCGCGGAAUCGGGGCGGGUUGGAGGGGUUGAGUUCGCACCCGGCGCACGCAAAGGCCACGACUAUGGUGAUUCACUGUUGUGCGCCGCCUGGCGGGUGUACAAGUAACGGCCUUUCCUCCUCCUCCUCGUCGCUGUCAUUAUUACGCCCCGCCGCCUCCGUACGUAGUAGCCGUUCUCCCUCCUCGCUCGUCCUCCCUCUCCCUCGCGAUCUCUCCGUUUCGCAGCCGCCGCCGCAGCCCCAGCCGCGUCGACGCCGCCGUCGCCUCGACCUCCUCCCGCCGCCGCCAUCCGCUCUUCUCUCCGCCUCGUUCUUCCGACAUGGAUUCUGCAGUGACAGGGCUAUAUCCAUUACACCGUUGCAAGACACUCCACCUGGUUAGGCAUGCACAAGGAAUUCAUAAUGUGGAAGGAGAAAAGAAUCACGACGCCUAUCUGUCAUAUGAUCUCUUUGAUGCUCACCUCACCCCUCUCGGCUGGCAGCAGGUGAGUAACCUGCGCAAGCAUGUCCAAGCACACGGACUUUCGAAGAAGAUUGAUCUUGUAAUUGCAUCCCCUCUGUUGAGAACUAUGCAAACAGCUGUUGGAGUUUUUGGCAGGGAAGGCUACACAGAUGGAAUAGGUGCACCUCCUUUGAUGGUUGCAAAUGCUGGGAAUAGCGAUCAUCCUGCUAUUUCAAGUCUCAACUGCCCACCAUUUAUUGCCAUAGAACUUUGUCGAGAACAUUUAGUAAUUCAUCCUUGUGACAAAAGACGAAGCAUUAGCGAGUAUCGGCCGCUCUUUCCUGCAAUUGAUUUUUCAUUGAUUGAGAAUGAAGAUGACGUCUUGUGGAUGCCUGAUGUUAGAGAAGAGGAUGAGGAAGUUGCUGUUCGAGGAAUGAAGUUCUUGAACUGGUUGUGGACACGGGAAGAGAAGGAGAUUGCAAUUGUUACCCACAGUGGAUUCUUGUUUCAUACCCUCAAUCGUCAUUCAUCGAUCAAGAGCGAAAUGUGCAAGCACUUUGCAAACUGUGAACUCCGUUCAGUUGUCAUCGUGGAUAAAGGGAUGACCGGAUCAGAUGCCGCAAAGACUGACUAUCCAGGCAAAAUUCCUAAUGGACUUGAUCUUCCAAGUGAUGUUGCCAAGGACAAGCACUAAAGGAAGGUCUAUGAAGGCACCGAAUGGUCUAAUUGGUCUCCCAUACUCUUGAUUCAAUUAAUGAUUGAGGUGUGCAGCUUGACACCUACUAUUUUUGGUGGGGAAGCAGUUACAGCAUCACACCAUUGACUCUGAACUUGUAAGCUCUGCUAGGUAGCUUCAAAGUCCAUUCUUUUGGAAAUCAGGUACAAUAUGGAGCCAGUGAAAUUAGGUGCCAAUUCAUUACAACAAUAAAAGGACACAACAGUUAGGUGCCAAUUCGAACUAAUGAAUGACACUACUACUACCUCAGUUUUGUCAUAUUUGGUUAUCUUUUUUUAGAAUUAUAAAAAGGUCCAUGUAUCUAA
Molecule: messenger RNA, 1611 nt
Organism: Eucalyptus grandis
Lineage: Eukaryota; Viridiplantae; Streptophyta; Magnoliopsida; Myrtales; Myrtaceae
Product: phosphoglycerate mutase-like protein 1
Exons: 10
Coding region: 449-1264 (271 amino acids)
Cellular component (GO): cytoplasm
Molecular function (GO): phosphatase activity
Source: RefSeq, a predicted model, not a curated record